AUGUUGGGGGUGCGAGUGACCAAGCUCCUUUCGACAGAGGAUCGUCUCUUCACGGUGCACGAAGUGUCCUCCACACUCACGAUUCAGAAAUUUCCAAAGUUGGGCUUUAAUGCAACCGCGCCACUCAUCGCAAACGUAUCCAUAAUACCGAAAGAUCUCCGUUGGGUUCGAAAUGGGCUGGAGCAGAAGAAACGGAAUAUCGCGAGUGAUCCUUCCUCCUUGGGCCCCAGAGGUGAUUCGACCGCUAUCUUUGAGUAUGUUCGGAAGGGUACCCAACGCGAGGGAUUGAGAUUGGUCAGACAGGUGUUUACAGGGUUAAAUCAAAUCCGUGGGAUGAUCAUGAUGAUUGGCCUGGAGGAGAACGGAAGUGAGAGUUACCUGAUUGCGGCUGGUGUAGCUGGGUCAGCUGGCACGAUUGUGCUUGAACGGGUCGACGGGGGUGCUGAUUUGAAGGUGGUAGCGAGGAAUACAGAGAUUCCAACAAGAACCGCGUUCUUGUGGCUCCAGCAAGUCACUUACUAG
Molecule: messenger RNA, 522 nt
Organism: Marasmius oreades (fairy-ring Marasmius)
Lineage: Eukaryota; Fungi; Basidiomycota; Agaricomycetes; Agaricales; Marasmiaceae
Exons: 1
Coding region: 1-522 (173 amino acids)
Source: RefSeq, a predicted model, not a curated record